GUAACCAUGGUUUUAUUUUGAAGGCUGAAAGCGACCCGGUAGUUCGUCGUCUUUGUUCUCGUAAUGAGCGGGGAAACCGUUCAGGCGACCUUUUUGUGCUUGCUAGGAGUGCUCUUAGUGGUACCUGCCUUCCCUUAGCUUUAAGUGGACACGGACCUUUCUCUCCACAGUGGACAUUUGAGGCACGACGUCCUGAAGCAGAGCAACUAGUCUGUUUAUCGAGUUACCUCAUGCUAACGAGUAGCGCUAGCUGGGUUCUGACAAAGCAGCUAACAGCGGCGAAGGUGAGCUUUUAGCUACUGACUUUUAUCACUGACAGGUUUAUUCACACCGAAAAAUCAUAUGUGAGGUAAACUUUAAACAGCUCGCUCAGUGGUGAGUAACCUGUAGGGCAGCUGACCGCUGUGUUAGCAAAGCUGCACGAUGUUGACGUGGAGCUGGAUACCGGACUGCACGCGUAAACCAACCUUUCUACUUGUUUGAGGAGUUAACAAAUGCGUUUCGAGAGGCUGAAAAAAGUUUGUUUUGUUUUUUUGUUGGGAAGGGCUGGCCAAAGAAUAAGCUAACUGUUGGCUAACGCUGAGCUGAAGCUUUCGUCAACUUUCCCAGUUCCUCUGUGCUAAGGUGUCGCUGAAAUACUGAAAGCACCCUCGAAGGUUGUCAGCUGAAACCAAACAUGUAGACUGUUCUUCUGGACGUUAAAUGGUGGAGUCUCGUUAAGAGCAGAGCCCUGUAAGUAAUGUAGGGUGGGGGCGAGUGUAACCUUUUGUCUGCUGAACUGCUCGAACACACCCACAGGUGUGGCGAUGACCCGAGGACGUCACGUUGCCCAGGCCUGAGGCCUCCUGAACAAGUAUUUCAACUUCAUAACUGCACCGACAGCGAGUGCAUGCUUUUCUCUGAAGCUCGGGAAGCCAACAGGACGUGAGAACUGACGAUUUUAACCGAGCUCUCACAAGCUCCGCGAGCAGACAUGGCAGCUGUGGUGGGCAAAGCGUGGGGGUGGGUCCGCUCAUGGGGCAGCAGCGGUGCCAGGUCAAAGGACACUAACGUUUUGACAGCUGAGCGCCAAAAGCUGCGUGGCAGUGGUGGUUGGGGCAUCAAGGCUUGGAUCUGGGGCUCAUGGGGACGUCAGCAUGAACUAAGCAGUCCAGUAGAGGAGUACUGGGAGGCACAGGAGAAGCUUCAGCCCAUUAAAAUUGAAGAUCUGGCGGCAGGGAAGCCAGAGGCUGAAACUGUACUGGUGCCUAGGUGGUGGGAUAGAUAUCUUCCAACUUCUUAUCUGUGGCCAAGGAAAACUGAGCUAAGUGGACUACGACACAGGAAACGUGACGGUGGGACUGGAGAUCCACGGGAACGUGAUACUGAUGGAGACUUUUCUGAUUAUGGAACCCCCCCUCCGUCCCCCACCCCUUCUCCCUCUCAGCUGACUUCUCCUUUUCGACUGUUUGCACACAGCUGGAACGUGGAGAUUGUACCAGAGCACUACGAGAUCUGCUUUAACUUCCUACGCCACUUGUUUGACCUGUUUGUUGUUGGCUUCCUGUGGACUGUGUCACCUCCUGCCAAGCUUAUCCUGGAGGUGCUGGGUGUCCAGGGAGCACUGAGACUGUGGUUUCAUGGUAUGGCUAUGUUUUUUGUCGCCACAGUUGGAAUGGCAGGAUUACUCUGGUUGAUCCAGGAGUAUCUCCUGCAGUUUGCCCUGAUCUAUGGCAUCAUUCAGGCGUUGGUGAUCUCUGUCAGUGUUCGACAGAGUGUGAUGCUAGGUGUUGAGGAAGAGAAUGACCAGACAGGAAAGGACACUGAUGACACGAGAGACACUAAGGAACACAAAGACAAGCCUGUGUCUGUCACAGACAAGGUAAAGACAAAUUAAAGGUGGAGAGAAUUUGCUGGCACCACCAGUACUCCAGCUGUAUCACACUUCCUCCAGCCCUCUGACGUCACAGCGGUGGGACUGAGACUGUGUUCUGCAGCGUAACUUAAGAAUUGUAUUGCACAUUAA
This is a messenger RNA of Pundamilia nyererei, 2005 nucleotides long. It is a transcript of the gene cunh6orf47, whose product is annotated as chromosome unknown C6orf47 homolog. The transcript has 2 exons. The record is from RefSeq and is a predicted model, not a curated record. Bases 974 to 1876 code for a protein of 300 amino acids. NCBI's taxonomy places the organism in Eukaryota, Metazoa, Chordata, Actinopteri, Cichliformes, Cichlidae.